CGGCCACUGACCUGCACGGAGACACGGCGAGGUGACCGGCAGGUUGUGCGCAGCCUCGGCGAUGACACCGUCCACGUGAGCGCAGCCAGGCACGAUGCCACCUUCGGGUUCAGCGCCGUGUUCGAUGCUGGGGCCUCACAGGAGGCCGUGUUCGAAGGCAGUGGGAUGAGGCAGCUGGUGGAGCUGGCGAUAGACGGCUUCUCCUGCACCGUCUUUGCCUUCGGGCAGACCGGCUCGGGGAAGACCUACACCCUGAUGGGACCCCUCGCCCAGAGCGAGACCCAGCCGGCAUCCCCGGCUCUGCUGGGGCUGAUGCAGAGGUCCUUCGCCUGCCUCCUGGAGCAGAGCCGGAGCCGCGGCUCUGACCUGGCUCUCAGUGCCUCCUACCUGGAGAUUUACAACGAGCAGGUCCGGGACCUGCUAAGCCCCGGGCCACCAUGCACCCUGCCCCUGCGGUGGAGCAAAACCCGUGGCUUCUACGUGGAGAACCAGCUCAGCGUGGACUUCGAGAGCCUGGAUGCCAUCGCCAACCUGCUCCUGCAAGGAUCCCAGAGGCGACGGACCUCGGCGCACGCCCUCAACAGGCACUCGAGCCGCAGCCACGCUCUUCUGACCAUCCACAUCCGCAGCCGGGCCCCCAGUGCCUGCCCCAGCAAGCAGGGCACGCUGUGCUUUGUGGACCUGGCCGGCAGCGAGCGGGUGAAGGAGACCGGCUCCAGCGGGGAGCUCUCCGUGGAGGCCAACAACAUCAACCGCAGCCUCCUGGCACUGGGACACUGCAUUUCUCUGUUGGCCAAACCCCGAGGGAAGCGGACGCACAUCCCCUACCGAGACAGCAAGCUCACCCGGCUGCUGGCCCGCUCCCUGGGUGGCUCGGGCGUCACCCUGAUGGUUGCCUGCAUCUCCCCGUCCUCGCGCUGCCUCUCGGAGACGCUGAGCACGCUGCACUACGCCAGCCGGGCCCGGAGGGUCACCACCAGGCCCCUGGUCAACAGGGUGUCCCGGGAGAAGCUGCUGCAAACCUUGAAGGAAGAAAUCCACGCCCUGCAACUGGAAAACCUCUCCCUGCGCCAGCAGCUGUGCCUGCCCAGGGUGCCAGUGAGGACCACAGAGGUCCCGGCGACGCCCCCGAGGGCUGGGGCAUGGCUGGGCUGGGGAGGCAGGUACGGCCCCACAGGGCUACGUUGCUCCCCACUCGAAGGGCAGCUCCCGUCGGAGGGAGCCCCAGCCUGGCCCAGCCUCUACGGCCUCCUACGGGACUUUGUGGUGGAGAACGAGCAGCUGAGGUACAGGGGGGGACACGUGCAGGAUCCAGGACUCCCUGGGGCUGGGCAGGGCUCAGAAGUUCACCCUGCCCUGCUCCCCAGGCAGCCCCGGCUGUCCCCAGACCCAAGCGGUGACAUCCCAGCUGGCCCAUCCUGCAGAGCCACCCGCAGCUCCUGUGACAGCCAGCCUCCGCUCCAGAGUGCCCACACCCCCCGUGUCCCCCCAGGCCACCCUGCGAGGCUCCGGCAGCCUGACACAACACCCGGCUCUGGCCCCCGGCUGUUGAAGCUGCCUCCCACCUCCGGCCGCCCCGGCUGCCCCCAGUGCUGCCCCGGGCUGGCCGAUGCCAUCGUGUCCCAGGUGCUGCCAGGGCCCCCUGCACCGCAGCCGGUCCCCCCCGACGGAAGCGUUGGUGUCCUGCCACCCAGCCAGGAGGACAUGGCUCUGCCCGGCUCCCAUCAGCUCCCUGGGCACCCCCAGCCGCACCAGGGGAAGCGGAGCCGGGGCAGGAGCUCCUCUCAGCGGCACCCAGUCCGCCGAGAGCUGCCAGGCUCCAAGCGCUGUCCUAGCCCCGAGGGAAGGGUCAUCCCCUCGGCACCGCCUUGGCCAGGAUUGCCGGAGCCAAGAGCCGCCGGCACCGUCCCUCUCCUCCAGUGGGAAGAGGCACCGGACUGGCUGGUGGAGCAGAUCUGAGUAGCAGCAGCCACACCGGGGACGGGGCCAGCUGGGGAUCUGGCACAGCCCACGCACAGUUAUUAUACCUGUGGGGACAACCA
Molecule: messenger RNA, 2042 nt
Organism: Tyto alba (common barn owl)
Lineage: Eukaryota; Metazoa; Chordata; Aves; Strigiformes; Tytonidae
Gene: KIF12
Product: kinesin family member 12
Exons: 15
Coding region: 166-1959 (597 amino acids)
Biological process (GO): microtubule-based movement
Molecular function (GO): microtubule binding; ATP binding; microtubule motor activity
Source: RefSeq, a predicted model, not a curated record